Molecule: messenger RNA, 746 nt
Organism: Lathyrus oleraceus (garden pea)
Lineage: Eukaryota; Viridiplantae; Streptophyta; Magnoliopsida; Fabales; Fabaceae
Product: auxin-responsive protein SAUR71
Exons: 1
Coding region: 75-455 (126 amino acids)
Biological process (GO): response to auxin
Source: RefSeq, a predicted model, not a curated record
AACACUUGUUAAUUAAACUCUUCUAACUGAAAAGAUUCAGUAUUGUCAUUGUCUCAGGAGAAGAAGUUAUAGUCAUGGAAGUUACAAAGAAGUUGAAGCUAAAGCACUUGAUAUCAAAGGUUUUGAAGGGUGUUCUCUUUUUGGAAAGAAGUAAAGUGUAUACAAGAAGAGGUAACUAUGUGAGAGUUAGAAGCAUUGGUGAUGAUGGUUAUAAAGAGAGUGAAGAAAUAGCAACAACAGUGCCAGAAGGUUGUUUUGUUGUUAUAGCAAUGCAAGGUGAAGAAAGAAAGAGAUUUGUUCUUGAGUUGGAAUAUUUAAGAGAUUCUCGUUUCAUGAAACUGUUGGAGGAAGCUAAGGAAGAGUAUGGUUAUGAACAAGAGGGUGCUAUUGCUGUUCCUUGUAGGCCUCAAGAACUUGAAAAGAUUAUAGAGAAUCGAUGCAAUACCACUUUGUAACACAUGGUAGUGCAAUACUAUAUGUUCUUUACUUUUUUUUUUCUUUAUAUACAUUGGUCUGAUUUUUUUUUAUAUAUAGGUAAGAUAUUUGAAACAGAAUAGUUUUACCUGUUGCUGAUUUGUAUAUUUCAUGUCUCAAACAUAUGUAUAAUUACUGUGUUAAAAGUGAUUACUGUGAUAACUUAUUCUUUAACAGUUAUAACAGAAUUCUUGUGAAAUUAAGGAGUGGAGUAUUUGGUUUGGUCUUAUGUCAUCACCUUUUUGAGAUGAAUGGAUAAAUUAUGAUGUUAA